Molecule: messenger RNA, 2444 nt
Organism: Drosophila innubila
Lineage: Eukaryota; Metazoa; Arthropoda; Insecta; Diptera; Drosophilidae
Gene: Wee1
Product: wee1-like protein kinase
Exons: 5
Coding region: 138-1976 (612 amino acids)
Biological process (GO): protein phosphorylation; mitotic cell cycle
Cellular component (GO): nucleus
Molecular function (GO): non-membrane spanning protein tyrosine kinase activity; magnesium ion binding; ATP binding
Source: RefSeq, a predicted model, not a curated record
CGCUUCGCAUUCCUACACUUUAAUGCUGUCGUGUGUUUUUGUUUUGUUUAUUUUUUUUUAAAUUGGUAAAUUCUUCGAUUAAUCACUAUACAUAAAUUGAAGUGAAGUGUGAGGCUAACGUGAUUCAAGAGUUUGCAAUGGCAAUGGCAUUUCGCUUGUCCAAGCACGAAUCGAGCGUCAUCAGUGCGGAAGAAACAUCGCUUGAACAACUCGAUUCUAGCGUCGAGAUGCGUUCGCGUUCACCAUCGCCGCUAGUGUUUAAUCCACGCAAGCUGCGCUUCGCCGAUGAUGAUUUUGACAAGGAACCGCAGGAAAGUCCGCAACACAAAAAGAAACAAAUCGUUGCUCAGCGAGUUGUGGAUGUGGACAUGUCGCCUCCGUGCCAAAAAGUUCGUGCAUUGAGGCUGUUUAACACACCAGCGACACCGAAGACCAUCCUACAAAAGUCCACAAACAAUUGUAAUCACUUGUCUGCCGUUGCGGCAGCUGUGAAUGCCUCCUCCACCAAUGCCAUCGCCACAGCUUCCUCCGCACGAGAGGAGAUCUUUAAGUUGACAGAACGUCCACGCUCAUUGCCAUUGCAUAAUCACAGGAGCAUGCAGCCACAGGACACAGCCAAUGUUAAUCCCUUCACACCAGACAGUCUCAUGGCCCACAACAAGAAACGUUGUCGCACUCAAUUUGGCCGUGAGAAUCUGAAUUUGAGUACCAUGCAACGGUUCCUGCUCAGCGAUCCCUGCGACGAUGACGGCGCAACGGAUUCGGGCAACGAUGCAGUCCGGGAAAUACAUCAACAGGCGCCCAAGAGAUUAGCGCUUCACGACACAAACAUCAGUCGCUUCAAGCGCGAGUUUAUGCAAGUCAGCGUCAUUGGAGUUGGCGAAUUUGGAGUCGUGUUUCAGUGCGUCAAUCGGCUCGAUGGCUGCAUUUAUGCCAUCAAAAAGAGCAAGAAACCCGUGGCAGGCAGCUCAUUCGAAAAACGGGCCUUAAAUGAGGUGUGGGCACAUGCGGUGCUUGGCAAGCACGAUAAUGUGGUGAGAUAUUAUUCAGCAUGGGCGGAGGAUGAUCAUAUGCUAAUACAAAACGAAUUCUGCGAUGGAGGCAGUCUUCAUGCCCGCAUUCAGGAUCACAGUCUGGGUGAAUCGGAUCUUAAAAUCUUGCUAAUGCAUGUAAUUGAAGGCCUUCGUUAUAUACACUCCAAUGACCUGGUGCACAUGGACAUAAAGCCGGAGAAUAUAUUUUCCACAAUGAAUCCAACCGCAUACAAACUAGGCAGCAGCUCGGAGGCACAACAUCUCGGUGGCAAAGAUGAUGAUGGCAUGGACAGCGUAUACGAGGAGUUGCGCAGUUCAGAAAAUCUGGUUACUUACAAAAUUGGCGAUUUGGGACAUGUGACAUCGGUGAAGGAGCCGCAUGUUGAGGAGGGCGACUGUCGCUACUUGCCCAAGGAGAUACUGCAGGAGGACUAUAGUAAUCUGUUCAAGGCCGACAUUUUCUCGCUGGGCAUAACGCUCUUUGAAGUUGCUGGCGGCGGACCAUUGCCAAAGAAUGGACCUGAGUGGCACAAGCUGCGCAAUGGAGAGGUGCCAUCGAUUCCAACGCUAAGCAAGGAUUUCAAUGAACUCAUUGCACAAAUGAUGCAUCCCGAACCAAAUGAAAGGCCCAGCUCCAUGUCCAUUUAUAGUCAUCCCAUUUUGAGCGCAGUGGAUUCGAAGAGCAAACUGCAGCUUGGCUUGGAGCUGACAGUGGAAAAGCGUAAGAACGAGAUCUUGAUGAACAAGUUAAGGGAAGCAAAGAAACAAAUAAAGCUGCUCGAACAGCGAGUCUCCGUUUUGGCUGUUGCAAAUACGCCGGAACCACUCGACGGACAACGUUGUUUGCGCUCAUUCACAAGACGCAUGCGCACGCCGUUUGGAUCGCACGGUAAAUUUAAUAGUCUCGGGGAUCGAAACAAGAAUGUCAUUACCAAUAUUUGACUAUUUGAUAAGCAGGAGUCAAAUCUGUACGACGGCUCUAAACUCUUCCGUAUUAAAAGUGAACAAAGCUCACAUUCUUGUUAAUUUAAGCAUGUAUCAUAAGUUCUAAGUUGUUGCUAGUUCUGAUUUUAAAAUGCCUCAAUAUCGUUGUGGGUUGCUUCUAUUCUCAAAUAACUAAUCCGUAAGAAAAACAUCGGAAGAUUGCCAUUUCUAUUUCUUAACUCAGUGAAAGUUUAUGAAUAAAAGAAAGACUAAAAGAAAGAGCGUUAUAAGGUAUUGCCUUUAAUAAUUAUAAUUUUUAAAAACCAGAUUACAAUUUUUGUAUAUAUCAAAUAUUAACUGUAAAAUAGUAUGUAUUGUUUUCGUGAUUAAACUAUUUAUUGUAUUACAUUGAAGGCGAAAUAUUUAAGUACAUUCCAUUCGCGAAUAAAACGAAUGAUAUCAUUUUAAAUAAAAGCUCAAUUUUGU